Plutella xylostella (diamondback moth) is the source of this 3509-nucleotide messenger RNA. NCBI's taxonomy places the organism in Eukaryota, Metazoa, Arthropoda, Insecta, Lepidoptera, Plutellidae. The record is from RefSeq and is a predicted model, not a curated record.
GUUACCAGUGUCAGUAUGCAUGCGUUGAGUUCUUCAAUCGAGUGAUAAGUGUAAAAACGAGUGUCGGCGAUACUGCAGCGAUGUACAUAUUUUUAUUUACCUACAGCUUAUGUUUUAAUGUAAGGAACUUAAAAAACAAUAAAAAUUCGUUAAAAAAACAAUUUUUGAAAAGAUAUAUCUACCUCAAUUUGUUUUAACCAUGUUUUUUACAGAAGUUACUGGUGAGUUGAUCUGACCUAUUUGUGAGUUAUAUUAGCUGUUGAAUGCAUUCAAAAGUGUAUGUUUAAAAUGGCAGGUUAUCCAUUGGUGUUUGGAGUAGGAUCCCGCGGGAUUUGAAGACCAUCAACUGGUGUGAACUUGGAAGAUCUCUUGGCAGAACCAGUAGCGUCAGCGCUCCAGAAGUCGUCACAUGCCGCAGCGACUAAAGUCGUCUUCACCGUUCUUAUAAUGUGGCCGGUGCGGGUGCUGUGGUGGCUCGCGGUCUGCCUGCCCGCGCUGGGCAGCCAGCUGGGCCCCGGCGACAAGAACUCCAUCAUAGAGCUGGGGGACAACUCCACGGAGCGGCUGGAGGCCAUUGCAGGGACGCCCAACUACCGCCUCAUCAAGCCAGACAAGGGGUCGCAGUGGUUCCCGGAGCGAGAGCUGAAGUUGGAUAGCUGCGUGCGGCGCGCGCGCUGCGAGCCCCUGCACAACCGCACGUGCCUCGGCGCGCGCCUGCCCUACGAUCUCACCAGCGUCCAUCUCACAUUCUACGACACCCAGGAACAGAUUGAAACGAAACUGGAGCUGUAUCGAGAGCUCAUAAAUGUGCCCAAGUGCUGGGCAGUCGUGCAGCCGCUGCUCUGCGCUACCUUCAAGCCUAAAUGCGAACGAAUCCUCGACCACGACAUGGUAUACCUCCCGUCGUAUGAAAUGUGCAAGAUCACGCUAGAGCCGUGCGCUAUUCUGUACAACACGUCGUACUUCCCGUCGUUCCUGAAGUGCAACGAGACGCUGUUCCCGCCCAAGUGUGAGAACGCGGCGCGCGAGAUGAAGUUCAACACGACGGGCCGGUGCCUGCCGCCGCUCAUACACACCGACAACCCGCUGCAUUUCUAUGAAGGCAUCCCAGGCUGCGGCAUCCCGUGCCUGGACCCGCUCUACACGGUAGACGAGCACCAGCAGAUCCACCGGCUGGUGGCGUGGGGCGCGGGCGCGUGCCUCGCGCUCAACCUGCUCACUGUAGCCACCUUCCUCAUAGACUGGCGCAGCGCCAAUAAAUACCCGGCGCUGGUGAUCUUCUAUAUCAACGUGUGCUUUGCUGUCGCAUCUAUGGGAUGGCUGGUGCAGUUCGGCGUGGGGUCGCGCGAGGACAUCGUGUGCUCCAAGGACGGCACGCGGCGCCGCGGGGAGCCCUCCGCCGAGGAGAACCUGUCGUGCGUCGUCGUCUUUGUGCUGGUGUACUACUUCAUGAUGGCGGCGUGUGUCUGGUUCGUGAUAUUCACGUACGCGUGGCACAUGAGCUUCCGGGCUUUAGGUAAAAUACAAGACCGCAUAGACAAGAAGGCGGCAUACUUCCACUUAGUGGCGUGGUCGCUGCCGCUCAUACUCACCAUCACUACGAUGGCGUUCGGAGAGGUGGACGGCAGCAGCAUCACGGGCAUCUGCUUCGUGGGCUACAUGAAGCACUGGAUGCGCGCCGCCAUGCUGCUGGCGCCGCUCUGCACCGCGCUGCUGCUGGGCGGGUACUUCCUCUGUAGAGGCGUAUUCUCCCUGGUAGCCGUCCGCGUGUCCAGCAAGGACGUGAUAACCCCUCGAGCGUCGAACAAGAUCCGGCAGACGAUCACGCGCUGCUCGCUGACGGCGGCGCUGGUGGCGGUGUGCGUGUGCGUCACGGUCGCCUGCCACGCGUACGAGUUCCGCAACCGCCGGCUGUGGCAGCGCGCCUUCCGGACCCACAUCAUCUGCCGGCUCGAGCAAGCCUUCGACUUGCGCGGGCGCUGCGUGGCGGGCGCGCGGCCUUCCGUGUCAGUACUUCAGCUGCGUCUACUCAGCGUGUUCGCGGGCGGCGCGCUCAUGGCGUCGUGGACGUGGACGCCGGCCGCGGCGCGCGCCUGGCAGCGCUACCUCGCACGCAAAUGCGGCUGCAGCGUGGAAGCGGAAGCUGGCGCUCGCCGAGCUCACAAGCACGAGCUGAUCGCGCGCGCGUACCGCCGCCGCGACGUGCUGCGAGACCACGGCCGCCUGUCCAUCUCGCUGGGCCGCUCGCGCCAGGACCCCGUCGGCCUGUUCCUCGACAACACCGCGCCCAUCGACUACCCCGACGACGCUAAAUACGAGAGUGGCGAGCUAUCCUCUUCAUGGGCGGCGAACCUGCCGCGCUUCGUGCGUCGCCGCGACGCGCUGGUCCUACCAGCGCACACCGCGCACGCGCACCACUCGCACCACUCGCUCAGCUCGACCCCCGACCGCCGCCACUCGCAGGACUCGCAGAUCAGCAUCAGUCUGCGCCACGUCUCCGUCGAGUCACGACGCAACUCGCUCGACAGCCAACUCUCCGUCAAAAUUGCAGAGAUGAAGACCAAAGUGGGGCGAAGGAGGACCAAGCACGGGAAGGCGAAGCGCAAGCACAGGACUGCGAGGAAGGAAAGCACUCCGUCGAUAGAGAGCCAGAUUAGCCGCUAUUGGUUGCAAGCUCUGCAAGCCAACAAUGACCCCUCACGCGAGGAGGUCAAGUUCAGUUUUGACUAACGAUUUUAUAUAAUUGAUGAUUUUUAAACUCGCACUUUUUAAUACUCUAGCUUGUAAGGAUUGAAGUUCAAAGUAAGGAUAACAAAACGUCCAAAGCUAUUUUUAGUAGUGGUUAGUUGCGAUUUUGCAUAGUGAUUAAGUGUCGUGGCUAAAUGAUGUUUGUAAGUAUUGCUUUAUACUUAUAUCAAACUGAAGGGAAGACUGAUAUGAAUCUCAUAUUUGUGACAUACAUGACAAUAUUAUUUCUGUAGCAAUAAUUGCAUUUUUUGUGAUAUUGGUAACUUUCUAACAGAAGAACAAUGUGCCAUAUGAAUGUAAUACAAAAGAAUACUUACCCGUUGAAUUCGACUGAUAUUUACAUUAGUUUUAAGUUUUGCACUUUAUUAGGCAUUUAUACAAUGAUCAUCUUGUGAAUAAGUUAUUUAUAAGAUUUUGAUAUGUCCAUAGUCCAAGUUGUAUACAUGGUGAUAUAUUUAAUGCGUACAAAAUGAGUGGUUGUGACACUGAUGAACUCAUAAGUUGAAGUUUUGAGUAUAAACUUGUCAUUGCAGUGUAAAAUGCGACUAUUACGUUAACUAUUAAAUUAGAUUAACUCUAAUCGAAUGUGGUAUUGCAUUGUGCGUGUCUCGUGAACCGCCUGUCUCAUUGUAAUAUCUGUAUAAAGCUUUAAUGUUGUAUAAUAUUUUAUACAUACCUACGUAAUUUUUGCUACAAAUUUAUCAGUUAGUAUAAUAAUCAACUCAGUGUUUUAUAUUUUACAAUAAAAUUUCAUUUUGUAA